AUGAUAUUGGGUACAGAAGUAAAUGAAUUUGUGACUAAUCGCCAGUAGUCUAAAAUACACUAUCUAUCUUAAGAGAAUAAACUUCUAUAAGAAUAUAUUGCUGAUUUAGAGAAUGCAUUAAAAUUAAAUAAAUAAGCUAUGUCUUUAGCAUUGGACAGUAAUAAGCCUUAGGUAAUUCUUUUAAAUUAAUGUCAACAAAGCAAACAAAAGACGGAAGCACAUUGUCAAGUGAGUAAAGUUCAACUUCUGAAUUGAUCAAACUUUUAAAUGAGGAGAAUAAGAAAUUAAUGGAAGCCUUAACUAAGCAAUAAAAAUUAAGUAGUUAGUUGCAAACCAAAAUACUCUUAUAGGAAUAAAUAGCUGAGGAGCAAUCAAAUUAUUAUAAAGAUUUAAUUAGUGAUUUAGAAUAUAAGUUAAUUGAGUUGAAACGAAACAUUCAUGAUAAAGAAUAUGCUAUAUAAGAAUUAGAAAGAAUGAAGCCAAUUUAAGAGAAGGAAGGCUAAUUAAUUAAAUUAAUAGAAGUAGUGACACCUUCUGAAUAGAAUCUUAAAAUGCAUGAAGAAUUAGAAAGUGUGAGAGGAGUAUUGUAGAAAAUUACAGCUGAAGCUCAAAGUGUUUCAGAAAGCAAUAAUGCCUUAAGAGAAGUUAAUUAUCAUUUGAAAAGGGAAAUAUUUAAAAUGAGAAUAGUAUUGAGAAGUUAAGUGAACUAUUAAAAUAUGAAAGGUAUUAAAUAUUAAUAUUCUAGAUUUUGUAUUUAAUGAAUAUCUUGAAAAAACAGAUAACAAUCUUGAAUUGAAUAGAGAAUUAUAAAAUCAUAGAGGUAGAUUAGAAUAAAUGCAUUAAGAAUUAUAUGGAACUAGCAGUUUAGGUUAUGGAUUUUCUCCAGAACCAUAAUAAUUGAAAUAUUUGAGUAAAAAUGAAAGGAUGAUUUAUUAAGAGAAAUUGCAUAAAAUGGAAAUGAUGGUUAAAGGAUUUAAAGAAUUAUUUGAAAAAGAAAAAAAUAGUAAUUUAAGUGUUAGUAAAUUAUAUAAUGAAUUAAUAAAGAAAUAUUAAUAAAUAUAAGACACUAAUGAAUUAUUAAUAAGAUCAAAUUAAUUAAAAGAUUAAAAGAAUGAUCAAUUGAUGGCAGAAUUGUAAUUUUACAAGAAAUAAAAUUAAAAUUAUAUGGAAUAACUCAAAACUAGAAAAUAGUUCAAUUCUAUAUAAUUAAAUUAAGAAUAAGAUAUAGCUAUUGGUAUAUUUAGUCCUAGAUUUAAUAAUGAAAGAGUAAAUACUUAACCAUCUUAUUUUGUAAGACAUUCUUAAUAAUUAUCAAAUGCUGAUGUUAAAUUAGAUGAUACAGAACCAAAAGAAAAUAUCUCAGUCUAAUUAAACAAUUCAAAUUAGAAAUAAAUUCAAUAAGUUCUUCCUUAAAUUAAAAUGAAAAAAUUAUAAUUAAAAGAAUUAGAAAUUAAUACAGAUGAUAAUUUUGAAUAGGCUCCAUAUUGUUAAACAGCCAGAGCUGAUUCUAAACCACUAGUAAAAAAUCAAUUAUAGUAAUAAAAAAUUUAAUACUAUGAUAUGACUAGAGAAGAAUGUGUUAAUUUCAUAAUGUCAAUGUCUAAAGAAUUCUUUUAACAUUUUGAUGUAUUAUAUCACUUAAAUUUUAGAUAAGUAAUAUUAAGAAGAAAUAAUUAAAAAAAUAGAUGGAGAAUCCACUAUCAUAAAUAAAAAGAAUUAAAAGAUCUUACAGUAAUCCAUUUUCUUACUUUUCAAAUGAGAGUUAAGUCAAUUUUACAAAACCUCCUAAAUAAUCAGUUUUAGCUAUUGUAAUUAUUAAUAUUAUCAAUUUUUUAAGACCAAAAAUGAAAUUUAAUAAUUAUUAGUUUAAUUAACAUGCAAAAAGUAGUAGUAAUCUGAACAUUUUGAUUUAUUCAGUGUUGAUGUUUCUUAAAUUGAUGGUAAUAAAAGCAAGAAAUAAAUGCUUGAUUAAGAUAUUAGUUUUAUUUCAAAUAUUGAUUAAUAAGAUUGA
This is a messenger RNA of Paramecium pentaurelia, 2011 nucleotides long. The record is from the annotation of a GenBank genome assembly. Lineage: Eukaryota; Ciliophora; Oligohymenophorea; Peniculida; Parameciidae.